UAACAAAAAUAUAUAUACUUCGUCUGAUCUUAACUUUUCUAAUCAAAGUCUUAAAUAUCAACCUAUUUUCGCUCUCAAUCUUUUCACUCUCUCUCUCUUAUUCAUAGAAAAAAAAAACCCAAAUCAAUUUUGCCCUAAUUUCUAUCUUUUCUAAUCUCAAUUACUCUCACUCACCUGCAUAUUUGAUUUUCUGAUCGAUCAAUUCGCUAAUUCACUUCUUCGAGGUGCGAUUUCAUCACUCAAUUUUUUAAUUCAUCUGCUCUUUUUCUUUAAUUCAAAUAUCUUAAACCCUAACUCACAAUUCCAAACACGUUUCGUCGAUAAAUUCCCCCAAAUCCGUUAAUUUUAUUGCAAUGGAUCUGGAAACUGAGAAUCGAAUAGCAGCAAUUCUAUUGAAAGAAGCUGCAGAAAUUCGGCGGCAAGCUCAGCAAGAUGGUGCGCUUGCUUAUCUUCGCAAUCCUACUGUUCGAGGUCGCCCUAAUUCUCGCUUUCUUACUGCCACUGUUCGCGGAAUCCAACAAGUUAAUCGGGCUGUGGAGGUAAAUGAAAUGUGGCGGGUUCGGCAGAAGGAGAAAGAGCUGGAUGAUAGGCUUAAAGAUAGGUCAAGGGAUUAUUACAGAUACAGUAGCAGAGAUGAAAAAAGAGAUUUGGCUGGAAGCCAGAGCAAGAGGCAUAGUUCAAAUUCGUCAUGCUCAUCAAGCAAAAGAUCAUAUGAAGAUUACUCUAAAGAAGACGAAGACAAAGACGAAGACGAAGGCUUGAAGGAUGAAGAGAUUGAGGAGUUUCUGCACUCAAGGGUGAAGCGUGGUAGGGGUUCUAUAGGGUCAAGGAUGGAUGAAACUGGUCCUUUUCUUCCCCGUUCUUCAGAAUCUCCAGAUGGUGUGGCCACUGACUAUAGCAAGGAUGAGAGGCGUCAUAAGGCUGUUCUUGGUCCAGAGAAGCCCUCAUCUUGGAAACAUUGUGAAUCUUCUGAUGAAUCAUCUGACGAAUCAUCUGACAAUCAUGAGCAAAAGAAAAAGAGAUCCAAGAAGACUAGUUCAGGAGGAUCAAAAAAGAAACACUCCAAGAAGCAUAAAUCAAAAGAGAAGUCAAGGGAUAAGAAAAGGAGAAAGAAGGACAAACGACAUAAACACUAACUAAGCUAAACUGCAACUCUUGAAUUUAUAUCGAGGGUUCAAUUCUCUUUGAUGUUCAUAUAUCAUGUUCCUAUUAACAAUUGAACAAUGAUUCUCGAUUCCUGGCAUGCACGAUGUUACAAGUGUACUUUUUUUUAUUUUGGUGUUCCAUUGUAUGUAAUUAUGUAGAUGCAGUGGAUACCAAAAAGUAUCAAUGUAAUAAGCAGCAGCUGGUUUUUGUACAAUUUUUUGUUAAUAUAAUGAGUUUGAUAUUGGCUACCUUA
This is a messenger RNA of Chenopodium quinoa (quinoa), 1399 nucleotides long. RefSeq names its product protein FAM133-like. Lineage: Eukaryota; Viridiplantae; Streptophyta; Magnoliopsida; Caryophyllales; Amaranthaceae. The record is from RefSeq and is a predicted model, not a curated record. The coding region runs from base 354 to 1136 and encodes 260 amino acids. The transcript is spliced from 3 exons.